AUAAUGACAAGGUAUGUAUAGAUUUUUUUUCAGUACUAUAUAUCGCAAAAUAUUAAUAUCAAUUUUGUAUAAAUAUUCUUUACCACAUUUUCCAGUCUUCCUCCACUUGUAUCGCUGUGCUUAAGCAUCGAAAUUUUUGACUUCACCCCCACAUCUCCUAUCUCUAGUCUUCUUGCUUGCCAUGGUACUCGCGUAAGAAAUUGUUCCUCAAAAAUCAUCGUAAUAUUGCAAAUACUCUGUACAUGACCUAUAUUUCAGUUUUAUCAAUCAAUACUGUCAUUUUUUGAAGUUUUUUUUCGAUAUAUGGUAUUUUAUGUAAGCCCUGCACGAACAGUUUUAUAUUUUAGUACCUACCGAUGAUGCACGAUCAGCAAGCACCAAAAGUCGUCGUGAAUGAAGAUUACGUAGAUCUGAGGAGGAAAAGUUCACGAAAAACCAUAGAAAGUUCCAAAAGGAGUCAUGUCAGUUCUAGUAGCCAACACAACGAAUCAAAUUACUUGCAAACCAACGGGCUGCGUCACGAGAAAGAGCUGAUCAAUUGCGCGCUGAAAAAAUUGGCGACGUCAUACACUACCAAUUUGAAUAAGCAUCAAAAGCAAGGUACGCCUUCGGUUAAUCAAUUAAGGGUAAAAGAAAAGUCUAUGAUCGAACCGACUAGGCAAAAAAGACAUUCCAUCAGUCACGAAGGAUCAGGGCUCAAGUCGCAGUCCGAUAUAUCGUUCUGCAAUGUGCUGAAGAAGAAUCAGGAUAACAGUGGAAUUUUUCGCAGAAAAUGUUCCGUAACGAACAUAUCCGAGCCUGAAGUGACGUCAGUCAAAACAGUAAGUAAAAACACCGGUCAUAUUGAGAAGAAAUGUGCCAGCAAAAAGGACGAAAAUCGCAGACAUUCACGUCAUCAGAGGGCAAAGUCAAAAGAUUUUAAUGAGAAGGAACCAAAGGCAAGCGAACUGAAAGAUUUUGAAGUUUAUCACGCAACAACUUACGUAGACCGAAAACUAUCGGAAUCGUAUUGCCCGAACAAAACAAUCGAAUGGAAGCGAAGUUGGACGUUGCCAGUUUUCACGCCGAAAACCGAAUCGAAACGGAAAAACGCUGAUGCCGACAAUUUCGAUCGUACUACGUAUCUUUAUGAUGACGGCACUGACAUCGAUUCCGCUUGCUUGCAAAGCGACAAGAAUAAGAUUAUAGGCCAAGAGCCGUGCACUUCGAUGGUUGGCACACUGUGUACCAUGGCCUUCGAAAAACAAUUCAUGGUCCUAUUAUUUAUCAUCGGCAGCCUCUGUGGAUUCUUGUUGGUCUCCCUGUGUAUAUGGCUGCUAUUUGGAAAUGAACUCUUAGAUGUACUCCUGAAACCGCGGCCUAAACAAUACAGGAUCGCGAAAUAUUUCAAUUACCUAGGAAAUGGAAUAACGCGGAUUAUCACGGCGAUAUUUGGAAAGAUUGGACAAGUUUUAGUAAUGCCAGUGCAACAAGUGUAUCAACCAACGGACAACAUCUGGCCACUAAACCGACUGUAGAAUAAGGUGCUCACUUUACGUAAAAAUGAAAAUAAACCAACUCGAUAGAAAACUU
This is a messenger RNA of Acanthoscelides obtectus, 1572 nucleotides long. The record is from the annotation of a GenBank genome assembly. Lineage: Eukaryota; Metazoa; Arthropoda; Insecta; Coleoptera; Chrysomelidae.